Mycosarcoma maydis (corn smut) is the source of this 1185-nucleotide messenger RNA. RefSeq names its product putative sterol delta 5,6-desaturase. The record is from RefSeq and is a predicted model, not a curated record. Lineage: Eukaryota; Fungi; Basidiomycota; Ustilaginomycetes; Ustilaginales. The transcript has a single exon. Gene Ontology annotation, molecular function: iron ion binding; oxidoreductase activity. Gene Ontology annotation, biological process: lipid biosynthetic process. The coding region runs from base 1 to 1185 and encodes 394 amino acids.
AUGGAUCUCGUUCUCGAGAUUGCAGACACGUACGCCCUCGACAAGGUGUGGGCUACGCUUUGGCCUGCCUUGCCACGCUCCGUUGCACACAACGCCUCUGCUUUGGCAUCACUCGCGGACGCAUCCGCCACCUCGAGCGCUAAUCUCACCUCCCUGCUCGGACUCUCGACCGAGGCAGCAACGUGGGCUGCUUCUGCUAGCUCGUCGGCGCUAUCGCCAUCGCACUGGUUCGAAAAUACGGUGCUCAAGCAGGCCGUCUCCUCUUCGUUAAGCGGCAACAAGGUCAACUGGUCGGCACUUGGCCACGUCUCGGCGCUACCGAGGGACAAUCUCGUCCGUCAGACGAUCUCGCUCCAUGUGCUCACCUACCUCGGCAUUCUUGUGCUCUACUUUACUUUUGCUGGUCUGUCGUACAAGUACAUCUUCAACAAGGAGAUGCAGAAGCAUCCGCGUUACCUGAAAAAUCAGGUGCGGCUCGAGAUCGAAUCUUCGAUGCGCGCCUUCCUGCCGCUCGUUGUGAUGACAGUGCCUUGGUUCGUGCUCGAAGUUCGUGGCCACAGCAAGCUCUACAACAACAUUUCGGAUCACGGCUGGGAAUACGCCGUGUUGUCGGUGCCUCUGUUCCUGGUGUUUACCGAUUUCCUUAUCUACUGGGUGCACAGGAUCGAGCACCAUCCACGUCUGUACAAGCACAUCCAUAAGCCCCACCACAAGUGGAUUGUCCCCACUCCUUUCGCCAGCCAUGCGUUCCAUCCUCUCGAUGGCUAUGUGCAGUCACUGCCCUACCACGUCUUCCCGUUUGUCUUUCCUCUGCAUCGCGUCGUGUCCAUUUGCCUAUUCGUGUUUGUCAACCUCUGGUCGAUUCUGAUCCAUGACUCAGACAUGAUCUGCGACUCGGUGCUGGAAAAGCUCAUCAACGGGCCAUCGCAUCAUACGCUGCAUCACAUGUUUUUCACAUGCAACUACGGCCAGUACUUUACACUGUGCGAUCGUGCAGGUGGCUCGUAUCGUGCACCGAGGCGCGAGGACGAUCCUUUGCUCGCCGUCAACGCAGCCGAGCUCAAGAAGGCUGCGAACAAAAAGGCCGCAGCCAAGGCGGCACACGUUGCAUCCUCCGAAUCUGACGCCUCCAGUAGCGGCGAUGAAGGUGUCGUCAUCAAGAAGCUGUCUAGGAAGAACAAGUAA